AUGGUGAAAAUGAAGAAACACAUUGAGGAAGAAGAAGGAGAGAUUGAAUGGCAAGAAGCAGCAGCCAUGGCUGCCAGUCUUCUCAAAGCUCGGAGAUCAGCAAGAAAGAGAUUCAUUGGGGUUCGUCAGAGACCUUCUGGGAGAUGGAUUGCAGAAAUCAAAGACACAAUUCAAAACAUAAGAGUUUGGUUGGGUACUUAUGAUUCUGCAGAAGAAGCUGCAAGAGCUUAUGAUGAAGCAGCUUGCUUGCUUCGUGGAGCCAACACUCGCCGAAACUUCUGGCCUUCUUCUCAUCAGUUUAAUAAUUCCCCGGCAAAUCCAGUUCUUCCCAGAAAGAUUGCCAAUCUCAUCCUUCUUCGGCUCAAAGCUCGAAACCUUGCUUCUUGUAAUUCUGCUCCAUUGGGCCAUUUUCCCAGUAACCAAACAGAAGAAGAAGAACCCAAGAUCCAGCUUGAUUAUUUUCUUGAUGGGUCUGAUAAUUAUAGAUCUGGGGGUACUACUAAUGGUUUUUGUAGUGAUGGAGUGAUUGAAGAGGGCUGUGGGAAGAGAUUCAAUCAUGAGGAAAGUGUAGGAAAAUCAGAAGAAGAUAAGGUGGCUAAUCUCAUGCUUCUUAGGCUAAAACAUGACACAGUCUCUGAUUCUGAAGUCACUCAUUUUCCCAGUAACCAAACAGGUUUGUACAACUUUCUAGAAGAGUCAGACAAUAGUUUUUUCACUGAUUUUGGAUUUGGAAACAAAACUAACAUGGAUGAUGAAGUAGGAUUAUUUAGUGAAGAAAAUUAUUAUGAGGUGCAAUUGAAAAUGAUUGAGGAAAACAUUGAAAUUAGAAGGGAAAAGGAAAGGUUUAUUGAUGAUGAAUCUGAUAUGAAGAAGUUCAUGGAUUUCCAGUUUUUGGAUAACGUGGGAUCGAUUUGUUAUUCUUCUUCUCCAUUUGAGAUCGCAGAGGAGAUGAUAGGGCCAAUGGAUCAGCAAGACUUACAUGAUUAUGAACAUGAUGGUGCUGCAAAUUAUGAACCAUCAUUUCUCAGAGAAACUUUUAGGAUAAAAUAUGAAAGAAAAUUCUCAGCUUGUCUGUAUACCUAUGUUGGUGUUUCUGAGUGCUUGAGGCUGCAAUUUGAAUCAGAAAAUGCAGAUUAUGGGUUGGAAAGUUUCUGA
This is a messenger RNA of Prosopis cineraria, 1155 nucleotides long. RefSeq lists its product as uncharacterized. Gene Ontology annotation, biological process: regulation of DNA-templated transcription. The record is from RefSeq and is a predicted model, not a curated record. The coding region runs from base 1 to 1155 and encodes 384 amino acids. Lineage: Eukaryota; Viridiplantae; Streptophyta; Magnoliopsida; Fabales; Fabaceae. The transcript has a single exon. Gene Ontology annotation, molecular function: DNA binding; DNA-binding transcription factor activity.